Messenger RNA from Otolemur garnettii (small-eared galago), 1922 nucleotides. It is a transcript of the gene CCDC106, whose product is annotated as coiled-coil domain containing 106. Gene Ontology annotation, cellular component: nucleoplasm. Bases 665 to 1510 code for a protein of 281 amino acids. The record is from RefSeq and is a predicted model, not a curated record. Lineage: Eukaryota; Metazoa; Chordata; Mammalia; Primates; Galagidae. The transcript is spliced from 6 exons.
UUUUGGGCAGAGAAACAAAUCUCUCAUAGCAUUCCCCAGGGUGGGAAAGACCCAGAGAGACUGUGUUCCUAGCCCACCCAUCUGACCUCAAAUAACAUUAAGUGUUCUGAUCUUGAGCCCCAACUUUGGCCUCGGUUUGUGCUGAGCUUUCGAGUGUGUCAAAUCACUGUAUCCUUACAAGGAAUUUAGAAAGGAUUAUGAUAUACCCAUUUUACAAGUGAGUAAACGGGCUGAGGAUUAGGACGGACAGGACCGGAAUCUAGCUCUGGUGCAGAGCCAGCUCUUCAUCACAAACGUAAGGGUGAGGUGGCAUCUUCAUGGUUCUCAUUUUCUGGGUGUGGGUAACCCCGCCCCCCUUGGCCUCUACAUCCUUUGGGUCUCGCUGAGGUAGAUGGCGGGGGGCAGCUGGGAGGUCUGCAUCAGCCAGUUCCUGGAGUAUCGUUAAAAUGAGAUUCUUUUUCUCCAUUUGCUUCAACUUUCAUGGCUGUCUCACGCACUCCCCUGCCUUCUCCCGGCCCGACUCUGAACAUCGCUACCCACCCGAGGGAACCCCGGAGCCUUGCCAGCUCUACAAGAUGGGAAUUUCGUGACGCUCCCUGCCUGACUUCGGGGAGGGCGGGUGUCCCUGAGGCGCUCAGCUACCGGAGCCGCAGGAGGCAGAGCCAUGAAUGACCGAAACAGUCGGAGGCGGAUGAUGAAGAAGGACGAUGAGGCCUUCGAGAUCUCCAUCCCCUUUGAUGAGGCACCCCACCUGGACUCUCAGAUCUUCUACAGUCUGAGCCCCUCCAGAGGGAAUUUCGAGGAGCCUCCAGAGGCUGCGUCCCCUACCCUAGCCCUAAUGAACAGCGUCAAGGCCCAGCUGCACAUGGCCCUGGAGAGGAACUCCUGGUUGCAGAAGCGCAUAGAGGACCUGGAGGAAGAGAGGGACUUCCUGCGGUGUCAGCUGGACAAAUUUAUCUCUUCUGCCCGGAUGGAUGCAGACGACCACUGCCGGGUGAAGCCUGGGCCUCGGCGAGCAGAGGGGGAUAGCAGGGCCGGGGCUGCAGGCGAGGCCUCGGAGCCCGAGUCCGCGGCCUCCUCCUUCAGCGCGGCGUCGGAAGAGGGCAGCGCCGGUGAGAGGCGGAGACAGAGGCAGAAAGGAGGCGCCAGCCGGCGGCGUUUGGGGAAGCCUAAGGCCCGGGAGCGGCAGCGGGUGAAGGACGCAGACGGGGUCCUCUGCCGCUACAAGAAGAUCCUGGGCACCUUCCAGAAGCUGAAGAGCAUGUCACGCGCCUUUGAGCACCACCGCGUGGACCGCAACACCGUGGCGCUGACAACGCCUAUCGCUGAGCUGCUUAUCGUGGCGCCUGAGAAGCUGGCCGAGGUGGGCGAGUUUGACCCCUCCAAAGAGCGCCUGCUCGAGUACUCACGCCGCUGCUUCCUGGCCCUGGACGACGAGACGCUGCAGAAGGUGCAGGCCCUCAAGAAGAGCAAACUGCUGCUCCCCAUCACCUACCGCUUCAAGCGGUGAUCCUGCCCGGCGGCCCGUCAGCCCUGUGCUUCUCCCCUCCCGCACCGCCCCCUUUCGCCCCAGGUCCCCUGGUACAGACCGAGCAUCCUUCGCUCCCUGGGCUGGAGGGGUCUCAUCGGACCAGGCUCCUAGGAGCUGCUGCCCACAGGCCAGCCCUGCCAACACUGGGCCCAUUUGCUGCUGGGACCCCCCCCAGGAGGGCCGGGCGUCCCUUUCCCCGGGGAGGGGAGGUAGGGAGUGUCUGUCUUUGCCCCGUCUCCAUCUCUAGCCCCAGGACAGGCUGCCCACCCUGUUUCCCUGCCAGGAGCCGCCCACUCAGUUCUGGACUGAUCAUUCCAUGUGAGACAGAGAAUUAUUCAGAGAAUUUAAAUUAAAAGAGACGUGAAAAUUUGGAAUAAACUGGGCCUCAGCC